AUGAAUUGCAGACGGAACAAAGAGGAGACAAUGAUAUCAACCCUUUUACAGGAAAAAGAGUCAGAAAGCUUUAAUGAGAAUGAUGAGAAGAAAGGAACGAACGAAGAACUUGAAAGAGUACGGCAGGAACUCAAAAUACUGAAGAGCCAACGGGAUCAAAUCAUGGAAGAACUCCGGAUAGCCAAGUCCCAGAAGGUAACGUUGGAUAGCCAAGUCCCAGUGGUGACUGAGUUGGUUGAAAAGAAGGUCUUGUUAGCUGCUCAAAAGUUGGUAGAUAUCCAAAAAGAACUUGACGAAUUGCAGGAACUAAGGAAAAUAAGAGAGGAAGAGUUUGCAAACUUGCAGAGACCUCAGUUCUUCUCGGUGUUCUCUGCCUUGGAUAUUGAGUCAGCCACUGAGAACUUCAACCCAUCAAAGAAGAUUGGAGAAGGGGCAUUUGGGAAUGUCUAUAAAGGACUCCUUCGACAAACCCCCGUGGCUAUUAAAAGGUUUCACAAUCAUUGUUUGGAAGGGCAAAGCAGUUCAGAUUUCCAACGGGAGGUUGAUGUCUUGAGCAAGGUAAGGCAUCCAAACCUUGUCACUCUCAUUGGAGCUUGCCCUGAAGCUUCUUCACUUGUCUUUGAGUACCUUACUAAUGGUAGCCUUGAAGAUCGCCUCAAAUGUAAGGAUGGCACUCCCCCUCUAUCGUGGAAAACUCGAAUACGUAUUGCCAAGGAGAUGUGCUCCGCCCUCAUCUUCCUUCACUCCAAUGAACCUCACAGCAUAGUUCACGGGGAUCUCAAACCAUCAAACAUCCUUCUGGAUGUAAACUUUGUUAGCAAACUUGGUGAUUUCGGGAUUUCUAGCUUUAUCUCUCGUGAUGAAAGCUCAACCUACACAGACACACUAUAUUGUACAGCUCCAAAGGGAACCAUUGCCUACAUAGACCCUGAGUAUUUUGCAACUGGAUUGCUAACACCAAAGGCUGAUGUGUAUUCAUUUGGAGUUGUACUGUUACGGCUUUUGACUGGGAGACCAGCCUUGGGUUUGCCAAUGAAAGUGCAAUUUGCAUUGGAUGAGGGAACCUUGAAUGCCAUGUUAGAUGCAUCAGCAGGUGACUGGCCUUUGGUUCAGGCAAAGCAACUCACUCAAAUGGCAUUGAGGUGCUGUGAGAUUAACAGAAAGAACCGGCCAAACCUUGAGUUAGAGGUGUGGAAACUGCUCCGCUUACUGGAGAAUCAAAUUUGACAUUGGAAAUGGUAUUGUAUGAUGCUA
Molecule: messenger RNA, 1254 nt
Organism: Telopea speciosissima
Lineage: Eukaryota; Viridiplantae; Streptophyta; Magnoliopsida; Proteales; Proteaceae
Product: U-box domain-containing protein 33-like
Exons: 3
Coding region: 1-1227 (408 amino acids)
Biological process (GO): protein phosphorylation
Molecular function (GO): ATP binding; protein kinase activity
Source: RefSeq, a predicted model, not a curated record